ACCUCGCGAGGAUGUUUCGUCGCGAAGUAUGCAAGCCACAUUACAAAACGAGAGUACGACCAGAAAGUCGAGUACAGAUGAGAGCUAGGUAGAUGAGAGUAGCGAGCAAGAAGCGAGGCCCAAUAAGGCACCACGUGUUUACGUGAAGCACACGCAGGAUCGAUAGCUUGAGUUGCUUCAGCUCUUCCAUCCUUACCGUCACCUACACUUCCUACACUAGUCUCGGCAUGCACGCGAUCCAGCAACAAUAUUGGGCAGUCCGCGACUACCUCAGUCCGGUUCUGAAGGAGAGUAAAUUCAAGGAACAUGGGCGUAUCACUCCCGAGGAGUUUGUCGCUGCCGGCGAUUUCUUGACCUACAAAUUUCCUGUAUGGACAUGGGAGAAAGGCGACGCGUCCAAACAACGAGACUACCUCCCAACCGAUAAGCAAUACCUCAUGACCCGAGGAGUCCCUUGCCUACGUCGAGCCACUGCACUAGCCUAUACCGACGCGGACGAAGACGCAGAACGUCUCCUCUCUUUCGGUGACUUGUCCUCUACAGGAGACGAAGCAGACGAAUGGGUCGAAACGCAUGCUGGACGGUCCUCUGCUCACGAUAAUGGGACGGAAACGGGGGAGAUGGAUGAGAUACCGGAUGUGGAUGACGGAGUGUUGCAUUCAAUGGGUGGCCUUUCAAUUGGUGCUGGGGGAGCAGUCAAAGGUGAGAGUGCGGAGGAUAUCCCGGAUAUAGAUGAAAUUCCGGACAUGGAGGAGGAGGAUUUGGAAGACGGGGAUGAUGAGGCUACCGCUGCACCCAAGGCUUCAACUCCCCCUGUCAUUGAAUCAAGUCAAGUGGAAGUCGCCAAGGGCAACCUUUUGCAAGUACGGACGUACGAUGUCAUGAUCACAUAUGACAAGUACUACCAAACACCAAGAAUCUGGUUGAUCGGUUAUGACGAAAACCGAACCCCACUAACACCCUCCCAAAUCUUCCAAGACGUCUCAGCAGACCACGCCUUCAAAACGGUUACCAUCGAAGCCUUCCCACACAGCACAACCCUCCAAGCCGCCUCCGUUCAUCCAUGUAAACACGCCAGCGUGAUGAAGAAAGUCAUCGAACGGAUGAACGCGGGCGUCAUUGAGGAACAACAAGCUCUCAAAACUAAAGGACCGUCAUCGGGAACAGCCACACCCAAGGACAAGCAAAAGAAAUGGUUGUUCAGGAAGACGAGUGGGACGGGUAAGGAUGAUAAGGUCGUUGGAGGGAAUGGAAAUGGAGAGGAAGACGUGGAGGGUAUGAGAGUUGAUUUCUAUCUGGUCGUGUUUUUGAAGUUCAUCGCGUCGAUCGUGCCGACGAUCGAGGUGGAUUCAACCACUUCUUUCUAAACCUCCAGCUUCGCAUUUUCUUAUCGUCACUUACACCCCCAUGUUUGGGGGUGUUUGAGGAGGGCUCUUCGAUUGGGCUUUAUAGUGAUCGGCAUCGGGGCGGAGGGUUGUAUUAAUUAACUACUAUCAAGUGUAAGUGACUACCAUUUAGAAGACUUAUACCACAGAUCGAUUUUCCUUUUCCUUUUCAUUCUCAUUUCGACAUUCACUUGUCCAAGUUUUCCUUUUCUUUUUCUUACGUUUCAAGUUGCUGACGUGCUCAUGACAUUCGUUCUUUCGGAAAUUUGUACUGGUAUUGUCAAGACUCGCUUUCCCUCCUGUGUAAACGUAGAAUUCUGGAAUUGCUCAUCAUCAUGGAUCUCUAAACA
Somion occarium is the source of this 1735-nucleotide messenger RNA. The record is from the annotation of a GenBank genome assembly. NCBI's taxonomy places the organism in Eukaryota, Fungi, Basidiomycota, Agaricomycetes, Polyporales, Cerrenaceae.